UUUUUAAACGGAAUCGAUCGUAAAAAUUAAAUUUUACCGAUUCUGUGCCAUAAUAAAAAAAGGGUUUUAUUUAGGUUUAUUAAAACCAAUACAAAGUUAUAAUCAACAAAAUGUUGAAAGAAAUUCGGUUACAGGAUCUCUCAAAUUCCUAAAAUCGAACCUAUUUACAUAAACCGAACGCACCGCAUUUUACUGGAAAUGACCUAAAAACGAAUGAGUUAUCGAUGUCAUUGCACGCAGGGGCGGCGAACUGGCAUUUCUUACUCUGUAGCACAGGUGGUUUUUGUGACACACUCAGCUUUUGUGCGGGCACGCAAUGCAGUGCACCUAAAGGAAAUUUCGAAAAUAUCCAAAAAGUCCCAUAAAUGAAAUGAAAGAAUUUGAAAAAAAAAAUUGGAAACCUUUACAAUCUUUUUUUUUAUAUACUAUCCUAACUUGGAGACUCCUUUAAAACUUAUGUACCCACCUUAGGCUAAAUAUAUUGAUAAGAAAAGUUAUUUUUUAUAUUGUUACUCCCAUAAAUAUAGGUUCACGUUUUAUUUCCAAAGAUAUGAUUUUAAACAAUGAAAAAACUUUUUAUUUCAAUUUUUUCCUGAAAACAAAGUGGCAUGAUGCGGGCAUGGGUUGCAAAAAGUUAUGGAAUUUCAACAAGAAGCCCCAAAAAAAGAAUGCUGUUUGAAGCGAGAAAAUAAAAGAAGGUUGAAAAGAUGACAUCAAGACUUGCCCAAAUGCAGGCUCGCUUUCAACAAAAGCAGAUGCUAGAAAAGGAGGAGAAGCUCCUCAAACUCUACGAGAGUCAGCAGCAGAGGGCGUUCGAGCGCGUUGGUCGCGGAAGCGCCGGCAGCAACACGAGCAACGCUAGCAUAGGUUCCAACGGUGGUGGCAAAGUGCGACAAAUGUUCGACGAGAGACGUCAAAAGGCUGGAAUCGACAAAAGUUACCCUCUAGAACCGCUCAAGUCAAAAAACGCCGGCCGAGGACCGAAUACGGAUAGACAAACUAAAGGCGCUGGUACAAAGACGGUUGUAAAGACUGUGAAGGCUGUUGGUAUGAACCAAAACGGCAAAACGGUCGUCAACAAACGUGAAACAGUACAGAACAACAACUAUAGAAAUAGCGCGUCGGAGGAAAGUGAUCGGGUCGAUAAUAAUUCUCGCCACAUACUCGAUUUGAUGAAUAAUCACAACUUGAAAGACUCUUUGGAAAACGAAGUGAUGUCGCAGCCCGACGUUGAGGAGAAGGCUCACGGAGCGCCUUUGUACAUGACAGGAAAACUGGCCAAUGUCGGUGGCAAGCUGCCAAGUCAAAUGCAAGAAGCCAGUAUUGAACAAAACGGGGCGGUCCAGAAAAGUACUUCAUCUAUGGAGCCACGGAUCGCUUCUAAAUAUUCCCCUAAAUCUUCGACCGUGCCGAGAGCCCAUUCUUCGGCAUCGUCUUCAAGUACCACAUCUCCGAGUCCAAGGCCAGAGAGUAUGCAAUCGUCCAAAUCGAAACAAGGCGCUUCGCCCGGAUCAAGAGCAUCGCCCAACGUGAAACCUUCGGCGAGGCAGAUAGCCAAAUCUCCCGUCGUUCGGGACGAUUUGUCCGAAUGUAGGUAUUGUGGACGGAGGUUCGCUACCGACCGCCUGGACGUCCACGAGGACAUCUGCGGCAAAAGCGGAAAGAAGAAGAGGAAAGCUUAUGACGCAACCAAGCACCGCGUCCAGGGCACAGAACUCGAGACUUACGUACUGAGGGGUCCGAAAAAAGGCACCAAUAGCAAGAAAGCCAAGGAACCAGAAGCGACAUACGAAAAAAAGGCAAUUGCUGCGAAAUCAGCAGGUUCCAAGAAAGACUGGCGAAAAACUCAUGAAGAAUUCAUUGCAGCGAUUAGGGCUGCCAAGCAGGCCCAAGCACACAUCGCAGCGGGGGGCAAAUUGGCCGAUUUACCGCCCCCGCCGCCUUCGACCAAUCCGGAUUAUGUACAGUGUCCGAGUUGUGGAAGAAGGUUUAACGAAGCCGCGGCCGAACGUCAUAUCCCGAAAUGUGCCACAUUCCAAUUUAACAAGCCGAAAGCGGGUGCUUCGCAAAAUAAAGGACGACCGGGAAAACGAUAACGCUCCGUUGGACGAUUAUACUAAAUCUUUGUUGAAAUUUUUAUAAUAUUGCCUUUUGCAGGGAUUCCAUUUUGAAUUUUUAUAUCCGAGAAAUGUUUACUUAAGAAUAAAAUGGUUGUGAAUGGUAUUCCCAGGAUAACAGGGAAACGUUUUGUAUUGUUUGUUUUGUGAUAUCACUUUCUGGAUUAAGAUUAGCAGAUUUUUUUGCGGUACUUUGUUUAUGCUGAUGUUUUAUUAUGCGCAGAUUUGAGUUUUCGUUUGCGUAGUUCAUAAAUCAACAUACUUUGUCAAUUCGAGAGUUUUUAAUUUUGACAUUUUUAACAAGAUCUGCCGGGAUAAUGGGAAAUUUUUAACGGAAAAAACGGGUAAAGUGUGUGUAAAUCAUAUAGAAAGCAAAUGACCCAAAAGUGCAGGUUAGUUUUGUGUGUACAAAAAUGUUAUAGCCACCAGAGGUGCAUUAAUUUUAAAAUAGUUAGGGUCCCUAUGUUAUCUGAUAGCUACAAUAUGUUCGAAAUGUCCUUCAAAAUCGAUUAUAUCAAUAUUUUUAGUACUUCCACGAAGGCGAAUCAGUGCCAUAUUUGUUCAAGAUGAUUCGGUCGCAGACUAAUUAAGCAUCUUUAUUUAACAUUUCAAAGCUGCGUUGGAUACUAAUAAAAUUUAAUUUUAAAUUUAAUUGCACCAAAUUACCUUAACUAAUUGGUUAGAUGUUAUCUUUUUGCUAGCUUUUCUUUGGACAUAUCUCUUCGAUACUUUCCUCGUUAAAUCUGUUUCUUUUGACACAUGACCAUUAGAAUAGAAUUCAUUCUAAAGUGUUAUUGUUCUUAAAAGAGGCGCCUCAUUAUAUUUGGACUCAAUUUGAGAGAGAUGGUGACAUGAGGGAUGAAACGUCGCUAGCUUAUAAUAAUAAUUCGUGGCGUUUAGGUUAAUAACGUUUAAUUUUCACAAGAUUCGUUUGGGUUCCUAAAAUAAUUAAGAAAGUGAUAUUUAAUGCGCUGUAUUUUCAAACAUGUUCGUCUCGCUCUCAACCUUAAUA
Molecule: messenger RNA, 3129 nt
Organism: Cylas formicarius (sweet potato weevil)
Lineage: Eukaryota; Metazoa; Arthropoda; Insecta; Coleoptera; Brentidae
Product: zinc finger C2HC domain-containing protein 1C
Exons: 8
Coding region: 708-2096 (462 amino acids)
Source: RefSeq, a predicted model, not a curated record